Molecule: messenger RNA, 9902 nt
Organism: Brassica rapa (field mustard)
Lineage: Eukaryota; Viridiplantae; Streptophyta; Magnoliopsida; Brassicales; Brassicaceae
Product: muscle M-line assembly protein unc-89
Source: RefSeq, a predicted model, not a curated record
UACUAAGCCCAAUUUCAAACACCAACUUAAAUUAUGGUAUUUAUAUUUCAUAUUAAAAAUUCAAAAAUAUAAUAUAUGUGAUUAUUUAUAGAACUGUACGAUUAAAAUAUUAUUAAUUAUAAGAAAAUUUAUUUGAUGGUACGCAUAAAAUACGAUUAAUUAUAUGAUAACACAUAUUUUUGUAACCUAUGAUGACUCAUAUAAGAUAUAUAAUAAUGAUUAGGGGUACGCGUUCGGGUUCGUUUCCAGGUAUGUUUGGGACUUCGUGUUCGGUUCAGAUUUUUGAUGAUUCGGUUCGGAUUUGGAUAACCAAUUUAAAGAGGUUUGGUUUAAAUAUUUGGAUAGAGAAUUAAUAAUUAAUUAACUAUUUUUGGAGUUUUGAGUAUAUUUUAACUAUUUUAGAUAUUUACGUUUGAUUAUUUGUAUAUAUUUUCAAGUAUUUAAACGAAAUUAAAAGUAUCAUAUAUAUUCGGGAUGUUUUUAUAUAUAUAUUAAAUAUUAAAAUAGUUAAUAUAUAUAUAUAUAUAUAUAAGUAUAUAAAUCUAUUUGAGAUACCAAAAAUACUUCGGUUCGGAUCGGAUUAGGUUUCAGUUCUUCAAAUGCCAAAAUUUGAAUAAUUCAGAUAUUUAAUAAAUUUCGAUUCGGAUUUGGUACUACUUAUUUGGAUUAGGAUCGGUUCGAUUCUUUGAAUUCGAGUUUUGGCCCAACCCUAAAUAGUGACAUAAAAAACAAAUACCAUCAUAUUUUUUUUAAAAAUAUAUUCGCGCGUCCGCGCAGGUCAAAAUCUAGUAAUAUUUAUGUUCAAAGAUGAUAUAAUAAAACUAAUCUAAACAGAAUUUGAGGAUCAAUUUCCAUUUCCUUUAUUUUCCUUCCAUUCAAUCUUAUGAAAACUAAAUCGGAUAUUGACUCGGUGUAAUUAUAGGGUCAAUGAUCGAACCGCUCCAACAGAGUUUUAAUAUAUUUAAUUUUAUUUUUAAUAUGAUAAUAUAUAUAACUAUAUAGUUAGUUUUUAAAAACUUUAUUUCAUUGUUAGAAUUUUAAAAUCAUAUAAAAUAUUUUAAAACUAGUUUUUUUAAAUCAUUUUUUAAUUUGAUUUUUUUUUUGAAACUAGAUUUGAGAAAACUAGAUUUUAAUAUUGAAUCGGAUGACCAUAUUUGGUCGAUUUUUUUGGGUUAUCUCGAAUCAUGUUAUUAACACAAUUUCAAACCGAUUAAAGAGUAAGUCUUUAUCCGGCUGGUCUCCCCGAGUGAUCCGGUUUACAAUUAGUUAUAUAGUAAAUAUUAAAAUAUAUAACAUUAAUCAUAAGAAAUAAAUAUUUAUAUAAAAUUUUGAAGAUCGGGCGGGGGUCGAGCUCUAGUUCUUAAUUAAAAUUGUUUAAACGUUGGUUAAGAAUCAUUCUCUCAUGAUAUAUCUAAUUUUUUUUACAUAUAUAAAUACAAACUUAAAUUUCCUCUAUUAAACUUUUUGUAAAGCAGAAUUCUCAAAAUUGCCAUUUUUCUAAUCAUAAAAAGAUUAGCAGUUAGAAAAAUGAAAGUUAUCUUCUUCUUUUACUACAUCUAAUCUAUUAAAAGGAGAGUACAAAUUUAAAUUACCCUUUAGUUUUGAAAGUUAUUUACACUAUAAUGCUACUGAGGUUAUAAAUAGUCUUUCCCUAAAUUAAUAUUGUCUUUUCCGAUUAAUAAAUGCAUUUUUCUAAUUUUAAUUUAACCAACAAAAACGGAAACAAUGAAAAACAAUCGGUAAUAUUAUGGCAUCACUUAACUAUAUAACCUCCAGUUUUCUUUUAAUAUAACCUAUAAAAAUAUAUUUGUUCUUCUUACCUAUAGCUAAUCCAUAUGUAUACAAAGCAAUGAAGAAUUACCAUUAGUUUUUAUUUUAUUAAUAUAGAUAGACAAACAUGACAAAUUAAAAAAUGGAGGUUUACGUUUUUUUUUAUUUAACUAAAAUUCAAACCAAUUAUUGAUUUAGUAUGUUCAUAAGUUUGUAUUAAUUUCAUUACUAUUUACCAAAAAUCAAUUUACUAUUUACUAAAUUAUCUACCUUUUAUAAUCAAACAAAAUUAUUUGUUUUGUUAUUAUUAUCCUCAAAGAUCAAUUUAUUAUUUGUUUUGUUAUUAUUAGCCUCAAUUUGAUUGUUCUACCUUUUUAACAAAAAUAAAUAAAUAAAUUCAAAAUCAGAACAAUAAUAUCUUUAUAAGUCUAUCAUAUGUAAUCAAUGAGAAAUAUUUGAUAUCGCUAUAAGAUAUAGAAACUGAAACACCUAAUUUGUUUGAAUAGAAUAAUUCUUUCUGCGUUCACUUGCUCUCCAAUCUAGAAUAAUUCUAAGGAUUAAAUGUAAAAUAAAUAUCCAAUUUUUUUGUCCAAUUACACCAAAUAAUUAAUUCUCCAAAUAUCUAUAUCGAAUAUUGUGAAUCAUUAGAAUCCAAACUAUUGACUAAAAUUUUGCUAACCAUAAUAUUUAAUACACCCAAUAUAUUGUGCAAUUUAAUUCACGUGGUUAGCAAAUAUUACAUUGCCCAAGGAGUUUAGUUUGCCAUUAUCCCCUUAUUAUUAUUUGAGGAGCAUUCUAGAGAACUAACAUUUACUUCAUGUGUUUAGUUCAACAAUGUCAUUUUUUACGUGGCAGGUCCACAAGUUCUCUCACAUGAUAUAUGCAAGAACCCUUAGUUAACUAGAUUAAUUACGAUAUUUGUCAUUGCUCAUUACAUUACAAAAACGAGAUAUACUAUAAGAUUCGUGACUAACAAAAUAAAUAACCUUACCACCCUAACAUUUAAUGCUUAAACGUUGACUAACAAAAUGCAUACCUACAUGGAAACUACAUACGCUUUCAUUGUUUAAACGUAAGCAGCUUUAACUUCGCUGAGAAUAUACACAACUAUUUCAUUACGGAAUACACAGAGAUUCUUCAUAGUUUAUUUCAUUAUCAUGCAUCAUAUAGCAUUUUCUAUAUAGUUAGCCCACAUAUAUAUAUAUUUUAUUUUUUGAAACAAUUUUGACUGCAUAUAUAUAAAUGCAAUAGAAAUUUCUUAAUGCCAAAAUCACAUUUUUAUAUGACUAAUUUAAGAAGUUUUAUAUGAGAAAGUUCAAGAACUUUUUUAAUACGUCCACAUUUUUAAUACGUCCAAUAUAUUUUUCCAGAGGUCGAUUACAAUUUCAAAUGUUCGUACACGUUAACCAUGAUUUAUCAUUUCCAUAAUUAUAAAUGCAAUAUACCAUUAGAGAUCGUUUUAUUAUAGUUUUGUGUCAAUACUGAGCAUCAAAGGCACGCUACUUAAAUACGUUGAUACGUUAUUUGCCAUAAUUCCUGAAUCAAAUGUGAAUUGUCGAUCACGGAUGAAAUAAAUUAUUGCCAAUCACCAAGAAUUACGUGACAAAACAUGGUGGACGUGAAAAGAGGAGCUUUCUAUAUAUGGCCCUUGACAGAUAUGUUUUCUUUGCUGAUUGAUACGAUAUCAUCAUGACAAAUUGAAAACAAAUAUGUAAUAGUCCAUAUUUGAUUCUUACUCUUAAUUGGUGUGACCAGAUCGAAUGUAGCAUUCCUAUUUUACUUUAGCAAACAUAUACUGCUAUGUAACAUGUCAAGUAAUAUAUUUGCGCCUUAUUUUGAAUACUGAAAUAUCGUUUCGUAAUUAAUGAUAUCGUGCAGAUCCUAUAUCUAGGCGCCUUUCAUAUAUGAAUACUAGACGUGUUAUUCUACAUCUCCUCACCAUUGUCUCCUUCUCAAAACACUUUUAGCUUUACAUUCUAGCAAUCACAAAAAUUGUUUUAACUCCGUUGCCGACUUGAAACCCUUUAAGAGUAUAUGGAGAGUGAUGGUGAGUAUUGUUCGAUUGUGGAAGCAAUACUUUAUAACAUAUAGUAUUUUUCUAUGACUUUUAAUUUUAUAAUAUCUACAAAUUCAAAGUGAUAAUAUCUUUAAAUCUACUCACUCCGUGCAGGAUGCGGGUUAUCACCUAGUAUAGUUUUAUUUCCAAAGCCUUUCAAUAUCACUUUUUAUAGCAAAGACAAACCAUCAUGUCAACAAAUAAAAGUUUUACAUUACUUUACAAGACUAAACCUUACAAAAACGGAUGGCGUGUGCAAGUUAAACUCACUCACUCCCCGAAACAAAACCCCCGUACCCCUGACGAGACACUUGAAAUAGUCUUUAUGAAGCAGUAAGUUCUACAGCCAUUUAAUUUUUGUAUGCUUUUCAUAAUUAUGGUUUCUAAUACGCUUUCAAAUUUUUUCAGGAUGGUAAAAUACAUGCAUCAUGCACAAAAAUUCAUGUAUUUCGGACACAAUGUAACCUUCCUAUUGAAAAGUUGCUGGAAAAGUAAAGCCCAAUAUUGACUUUAUAAUAAUUAGUGAUUAGAUAAUUAACGGAUUUCAUGGUUGUUUCGUGUAUUGAUUAACAUCGACUUCAUCGAAAAAUAUAGAGAGAUAGCAAAGGGAUUCACCGACAUAUAAAAAAAGAAAACAUAGAUAGAUGUGGUUGUUAGCACGUUGCCAAGACACGUUUUGUUAUUAAUAGGUUUUGAACUAAUGAGCCAUUAACAAUGAUUGGUUUUACAAAAUUGUUAAAUGAAGUGUAUAGAAACUAAAUCCCAUCAUUAAUGUAUGUAUCAGAUAAAUUAAAUUGAUUUUUUCGUAUUAUUUUCUUUAUAUUUUAAAAUUUUAUUGGUUAUAUGUUACAAAUUUGAAAUAAGUUGAAAAAUCAAUUUAUUUUCAUACAAAUUUUAUAACUAAUGUAAUAGAUCUCGACCCGCGCAACUGCGCGGAUGUUUGUUUUCAGUUAUUUUUAUAUGAACAUUUUGUUUUCAUUUCUUAAUUGGUAUAUAUUAUAAUAUAUAUAUAUAUAUAUAUAUAUAUAUGAGGUGUGUCAUCACUUUUAAAACAUAAUAAUUUUACCAUAUUUUAUAUUGAAUUGGUUGUUUCAAAUUUUCACAAGUUAUUAAAAAAAUUAAACUUUUAGCUUCAUAAAUUUAUACUGUCGAGUAUAUUAAGGUUGUUCAAACAUAAUAAUAUUAGAUUAUACUUGUUCUCCAUCAAAUAGAUUGUUUCAAACUUUCACAUGUUUAUUUCUUCUUAUAUAUAUAUAUAUUUGUUUGUUGGAUUAGUAUUUCAUUAUUGAUUAAAUAAAUAGAAAUAUAAUUUGGAAAAUAUUAAAAUAUUAUCAUCUCCAAAGAUAAUCAAACAUUUCACAAAAUAAGAAAGUUAACAAAAACUAAACUUAAAGCUUCAUGUGUAAAUUUUAUAAAGAAUUUAAUUAAACAUUUAAUUAUAUUUUGUAAAUGAACUAUAUACAAAACACAAAUCAAUGUGAAAUCAAUUUAGUUUUAAAAAUGUACUUGAUUAGGUGUAGAAGUCUCGAGAAAUAUUUCUGCUCCUUGCAGUUUCUUUCAAACACGAUGGUACAGGAUAUGGAAGUAAAAAUUGAUAACAUGGUUUCCAAAUCACGUUUGUUUGCUUGAAAAUGAUUGAUAGUUAUUUAGUUUCUAUAAUCUAGAAAGUGAGUUAUUUAGACUUAUGAUACUGAUAAGAUUAAAGAUUAAAUCUAAAAGGACUUUCUAGUAAUAGGUCCAUUUUUAUAAAAAAUCACACAUGAAUUUGUUUUUUUGGCAACAAACGGUUAUUCUAUUACUCAAAUUUGAGGUGGUCUGGAUAACCAGACCGGAAUAUAACAACCAAUAAAACAAAGAGAUCUAUGAAAAGAACAGGCAUUCCUAGCUAGCGAAUCAGCAAUCUCAUUUUGCGUCCUUGGGAAAUAGCUGAUCUUAAAGUCCGAAAAACACAGCUGAAGAGUUUGAAUGACCUCCAGCUCAGUUGAGAAGUUUGGCCAAGCUUGUGGGUCCGUUAUCAUUGCAAUCAUGUCCUUGCAGUCUGUUCCAAAUCUCUGAAAGGUCGAAUGUUGUAUCAUGCUCUCCAUCGCCCAUUUUAACGCUUCCAGUUCCGAGUCUAAUGCUGUCUCACGCCUCCUCAUGUUUCGUGUCCCCAUAACUUGAAUCUUCCCCAUGCUAUCUUUCCAAACCAAUCCAAAUCCACUAAAUUGAGCUAUGGAGGUCCAUGAACCAUCCACCAUACAAAUAUUACCUAAGUAUAAGGCUUGUGCUUCUUCAACAGUCUGUGCCUAUGGAAGAACAUGUAUGGUAUCCUUUGCAUUAUACCAAGCUUGACAUUCACUCUCUACAUACUUGACAAGUUCCAAAGGGUCUCUAUCUAUACUUCUAAAUAGCUUAUCAUUCCUAGCCUUCCAAAUAUACCAGAUUAUCGAAGGAUAAGGAUCUCUGUCAUCUUCUCGCUUCAUAAUACUAUUCUUCCUCCAAAAGAGAUAGUCCAUAUUGGCGUAUAUACUCGAUAUAGGAAAAUUCUGAGAGCUUGACGGUGUUGAUGAUAAUACCCAUGCUUGAAAAGUCGGUGGGCAUUCGAAGAUCGCAUGAGUGACAGUUUCUUCCGGCUCUCCACAUUUUGGACAGUAGUUAUCGCAUCACAUAUUAUGGCGUACCAGAUUCCUUGUUACUGCUACCUGUCCUGAGAUUAAUUGCCAUAUAAGAUGAAAAAUCUUUUGUGGUGCAUUAACUUCCCAAGCAAAUGCUUGAAGUUUGGUCAAACUGGGUUGCAGAACUUCUAUUUCCUACUCAGCUUUCAUCAAAUUUGUAGCAACCCAAUGUCCAGACUUGACUGUAAAUUGACUAUUUUUGGUGUAGCUCCAGCAAAAUGUAUCUCGUCGAUGGGUAUGACUUAUGGCCAAACUCUGAAUCAAUUAUAUGUCCUCCUGAUCUACAUACUGUUCCAAUAAUUGAGCAUCCCACUCCUUUGAUUCAAAAUUAAUAAACUGCUGACGGUCAUCUUUGGAUGUACUACUGGAGCUCGGGGUCGAGCUGGCCUUGCUGGCGUUGAGGGAAUCCAUGGAUCCUGCCAUACAUUAAUUUCACAUCAUGAAUGUACUUUGCUCAUAAUACUCAAAAGUAAUAGCUUCCUCGCGGUUAUAAUACUCGUCCACACAUAAGAUGGAGUAUCCAGUGCGCCAAUUCGUAAAGACGAACUCAGACGGUAAUAUCUUUCCCGAAGAUUUCUUGCCACUAACGAAUCUGGAAGUUGAACAAGACGCCAAAGCUGCUUCGCUAAAAAAGCUAAGUUAAAUUCAUGGAUCAUGCGUAAACCAAUCCCUCCUUUCUUUUGAGGUGCAUACAUUUUCUCCCAUUUAACCCUGUGAAUUCUUUGUUUAGGUGAAUCACACAUGAAUUAAGAUUGUGAUUUCUUUUCUAAAAAUAUUUGUUUAAUAUUUCUAAAAGCGUGGAAACUAGAUUCAAAGGUUAAAUAUGAUUUAGACACAGCUUUGAUUAUUGUCAACGCUCUCAAUUCGAUCAUUAAUAGUUCAAUAGUACAGUGGACGAACUGAUAUCAUUUUGAUUUUUAUAUACACCUAGCAAAAGAGCCUAAAAGGCUAAAACACUUAUUAUAUCUAAGUAUGUGUAAGAGAACCUUUUCUGGUAUGAAUAUUAAAGAGUAAUAGAACUUUUUUUUUUUUAAGAGUAAUAGAACUUGUGUUCCAAAGAAAACAAAAGGAUCAACCCAAAACACUCAAAAUAUGGAUAAUAAAAAAAGACAGAGACUAGAAAUUACAAAGUCAUCGAAGCUCUACAAUAGUUGAAAAAUAGUGGUGAUGUAUUGUACAUUAACCUAACUAUCUAUAUCUUGGUACCGCGAAACAAACUGCUUACAUAUAGUGAGAAUAUUCUGUUACGUAUGCCCAACAAAAAUUCUCCAAUAUACAAUGUUAAGAAAGAAAAAGGGUUCACGAGUUUGAAAAUCCCAAAGAAUAAUUAAAAAUAUUUAUUUAUUCAUUUUUUUGUCAAAAAGAUUUUAAGUUCAAAAAUUAUAAGAGAGAGAUAUAUGAAAUGUGGAAGGAUAAUGAUAUUGUAAACACUCAAGCUGUCUGUUCAUAGAGAGAUGCGUGGCCAUCGUUAUCUAAUAAAUACACUAGACUCCUAACUAUCUACAGCUUCAUUAUCAGUAACUAUUUGAAAUACUAACAUUUCUGUCACAUUAAAUAUUCUUCACCACCUUCUUCUAUCCGAUUCCCAAUGUAAGAGAGAGAGAGAGAGAAGGAAGAGGUAGGCUUGCACAAAUACAAAAACCACUCUUUGCUCAGGCAGAGCUCUUGAUUCUUUUGUAAACUUUUAUCUGACAGUCACUUUUCACUGCGUUGAAGGAGGUGAAAUAAGGUUAAAGCUUUGAAGGUUGUAGUAAGCUUUUUCUUUACUGCAAAUGGGACGAAACUGCGGCCAAGGCGGUGGAGCAAUCUUUUCCACUAAGUCAAAGAGAAAAGCAAAUGGAUGCAUGGCUGCUUUUUAUCACUUGUUUGAUUUCCAACAUCUCUACUUCCCUUCUCAUCAUAAUCUCACCAUUGAUUCUCCUUCCAGGUCAAAAGGCUUGAAGUUAAUAGAAGAGUCUCCACCAUUAACAGUCUACAAGGAGAAACAAAGUUUGAACAUUCCUGUAAGCAUACGAGUGAGAAUAGAGACAGGGACAAGGAGUUCAAGACUCAUUGCGACCGAUACUUCAUCUGAAAUGUGCAACUCACCAGGCAGCAAAACACCAAGCUUGGUGGCUAGACUAAUGGGUCUUGAUCUUCUUCCUGAGAAAACAGACCUUAACAAGUCACUCCCAAGUCGUCUCACAAGCCACACACUUUCCAAGAAAGGCACACGCCUAGGUGGGACCAGAUCUUUACCGGAGAGUCCCAGAGUCUCCUCUGCUCGAAAAUCUGAUUUCGACAUCCAUCGCCUCUCUCUCCAGCUGAACAAAGAGAGCAAGCGUGAAGAGUUUAGCUGUUCAAGGCUGAAACUAAUGAAACAGCAAGAUCAAGAGGAGAUUCAGAGUCCAAGGCAGAUUCUGAAACAAAUCAAAGAGAGAAUCGUCACCAGAAGAGUCGUGGGUAUGGAUAUUACAAACUCGGUGAAGAACAAAGAAGCAAGACCAUUACAAGACAUUAACGAGCUUCGAAGAGACACGUCAAUUUCUUGCUCACCAAGAACCAGGUUUUCAAAUAAAGAAAACAAACCAAGCACCUCAUCUUCUUUCAGACCAGAACAAACCACACAUAAGCCAAAGCCAAAGCCGGAGCCAAAGAAAACGAAGGUGAUCCUUGUUCCCGUGUCAGAACCCCCUGGAGAGAAACAUAGCAAGAAGAGAGUAACACAGAAGGAGCUAAGACCCAUCAAACAAUGCAAGAAGGCAAAGAGCGAAACAAGGUUCACUCAACGUCCCUUAAAACCUUCUCAGACACCAGAUACUCGAAACAAGGCUUUCUUGUCUGAAUCUACAACAGGCUCUAAAGCUACCAAUCCCUUACACAAGAAGAAGUUCAAGAAAAUACUAAAGUCAAGUGAUGUUGACAACAACAUCUUUGUCACAAAACCUCCUCAGAAACACGUACAUCGUGUACCUUCUCAAGAUAUAAACGAAGAAGCUGGAAUAAAAGCGAAUGAAACUGAGGAGAUUGGUCCAGAAGCUGCAGCGAGGAACUAUCAUGGAUCGGAGGAAAAAGGCAAGCUCUGUUCCGUCGUUAGCAAUAAGCGUUGUUGGAAUAUCCGAGAGAUUGCUGCAGUGGAUAUUGAUAGUCUUCUAGAGACAGAGAAGCUCGAAGAAGAAGGAGAAGAGAUCGUCGCAGAGUUUGAGCGGGAUAUUGUUGAAGCGCUCGUGCGAGAAACGGUGUCUGAAUUGAAUAUUCAGCGGAGACGAAGCUAAACGACAUCGGAGAAAAGACUUAGUUAUUCGGUGGUUUAAAACUUUAAAUGUAUGGGCUUAUAAGGAUUAUCUGUUUCUUAUAUGAUUCGCCCGUAACUAGCACCCACUCUAUUUUUCAUUAUAAAUUAAAGUUUGGAGUAAAAAUAUUUUAUUACUAUUUUAUUUUCA